AUGAUUCUCCUCUCGUUCCUUUUAUUCGCCAGCACUUGUUUACAAGGUGUCUGGGGAAUAUUCGGUCCGGACGAUGCACAAUAUAAUGAGACGGAGGCCCGGAUGCUUUUGAACCUGGCCGCCGGCGCCUAUUCUCAAGAUCCGACGCCGUGCAUCGGCAGGUUAGUUUUUUUUUUCGAAAAUUUAAUUUAUUCUCCCCAUUACAUUGUUAUUAUCAGGUCGCCAAAACUCGGCUUUUUAGGCCUAGAUAAAAGUCCAGGCCUCAAAAAGCUCAGGCCGGCCGUUCUUCCCAGUCCUGACGAAAUGCAUGGAAUGAAACUUACAAGUCGUUCCUAAAAAUUCGAUUCUUACAGAACGUUCACUGCGGCCGAAAACCAGACACUUUUGGUCACAUUUUCGGUGAAAUGCGAUUUUGUGGGCAAUCCGUGUGCCGGAUACGUCGUCGUUUCGAAUGUGCUCCAGCAGAUUACUGUUGUUUUUCGCGGCACCAAGACUAGUGUGAGUUCUUUUUUGAACCAUUUGCAAUAGUCCGAGCGGACCCAAACUUUGCAGGCUUCUUGGACCUGGAUUGAAGUACUUAGGGUCCGAGUUUCAGAUCGAACGGAUCAUCUGGUCCCGAUAUAUACUGGUUUGAAGCCGAAAAGGCCGAGGUUAAACUUCAACCCAAGUCUGAAAAGCCUUCAAUGUAGGGGGCCCGAUUAGAAUAUUGCAAGUGGCCCAAAAGUCAAUACCAUCCUAGAAAUUUGCAGAGCCAACUCCUUCUGGAAGGCUGGACAACUCUCAAACCGUCGGCGGAUUUUUACGGAAUCGGUUUGGUCAACACUUAUUUCAAAUCGGGCCACGAGAAGACGUGGGACUACGUGGCUUCGGCCCUGAAUAACAGUCAAUACAUCAACUAUGAUGUCUAUGUGACCGGACAUUCACUGGGUGGAGCACUCGCGGCACUGGCGGCUCCCAGAAUUGUUCAUGAAGGUACAGUAAGAAGUGCAAUAACAGAAGACAACUUUUUGAUAUCUCUAACGGCAGCUGAGAUAUAUGAUUAUUGUAGGUCUGCGACAAAGUCAUCAAGUCAAAUUGAUUACUUUCGGAGAGCCUCGAGUCGGGAACUUGGACUUUUCUCGUGGAUACGAUCAGCUAGUGCCGUACAGGUUGGAAGAUUAUCCAAUUUCCCCGAAAAAGUGUUUUUUUUUCUCAGUUUCCGUGUGACGCACGAGAUCGACGUGGUCCCUCACCUGCCCGCGUGCGUCAAAGAUCUGUCGUACACGCCGCCGGCGGGCAGCGACGGUUCGAAACCGUGCGAUCCGGACAGUACUAGUGGAGGAUAUCACCAUGCGAUCGAGAUUUGGUACCCGGGGAACAUGACCCAAGGGUCGCAGUACAUGGUGUGCACCGGACUCCCGAGGGACGAGGAUUUCGGGUGCUCAAACGGACCGAAAGUCGAUUUGGACGACACGACGAUGGGCGUCUGGGACCAUCGCAACUAUUUUGGAGUCGAGGUACGCACGGAGAUACUGGGAUCACUAGGCUAUCCGGACAUUUUUCCUAAAAUCUCUCAAAAACAGGGUCCAGGACCAUGUAGUUUUUGACGUGUAAUCCAAAUUUUUGGUUUGUUUUUUACGAUUUGGCUCAAAUUCGACAAUCCCACUUUUCAGGUGCCCGAUUUCGGAAAAGGCGGUUGUGAUCCGACGAUGACAUUCGAGGGUCCACCCAAUAAAACCGGAGGCCUUUUAUCGCUUGUCAGCAGUGUUUUUGGUUAA
Messenger RNA from Caenorhabditis sp. 36 PRJEB53466, 1757 nucleotides. Lineage: Eukaryota; Metazoa; Nematoda; Chromadorea; Rhabditida; Rhabditidae. The record is from the annotation of a GenBank genome assembly.